AUGGAGAAGGUCGCACUGCAGAAACACUAUGAAGCUCUGGAUCAGGAUCCAGAGAAUCUGUAUUCUGAAAAGCCAAAGUCAUACCGGAAGCGAGUCUGGGCCUUGCUGCUCUGCGUAAUCGCUGGUGGGUGGAUUCUCCGGCCGCACUGUCACCAUCACCACGGCCACCAUGUCCGUAGCAUUGAGGAACGAGUGCAAAACAUAUUGACUCAAACACCACUAAUUGACGGCCACGAUGAUUUCCCUAUCUUUAUCCGAUCGGUCUUCCAUAAUCACAUUCAUGGCUCCAAUUUUACAGACGCUUUUCUUAAUGGCACACUUCCAGCUCACGUAGACUUGCCUCGCCUGAAGCGUGGCCAUGUCGGUGGCACCUUCUGGAGUGUCUUUGUGCCCUGUCCUACCGAUUGGACGGAUUUUUCUGAUGAAACAUAUGCGCCGAGUAUACGGCAGACGAUGGAACAGGUUGACUUGAUGUCUCGUAUUCAACAGACUUUCCCUGAUGUCUUUUCAACCCCACCAAAUGGCACGACUGCCCUGAGCGCCUUCCAGGAAGGAAAAAUCAUCUCGCCCCUGGGUAUAGAAGGAUUGCACUCAAUCGGAAAUUCUCUAUCGCACCUUCGCAUCUUCUAUGAAUUGGGUGUUUCCUAUGCAACACUAACACACAACUGCCACAAUCGAUAUGCCGACGCUGCGGUUGUCGAGCUACCAGGCGGCGGGAUAAAGAAGUCCGACCCUUUAUGGCACGGAGUCAGUCCCGCAGGCCAAAACGUCAUCUUCGAAAUGAACCGACUCGGCAUGAUCGUCGACCUCGCACACGUGAGCGUGGAUACCAUGCGUGAUGUGCUAGGUGCUGGCAAGACCGACUGGACCGGGAGUCGGGCUCCGAUCAUGUUCAGCCAUAGCUCGGCCCAUGCGCUGUGUCCGCAUCCACGAAAUGUGCCUGACGAUGUUCUCGAAUUGGUGCGAGAGAAAAAUUCGAUUGUCAUGGUCAACUUUUCGCCUGAUUUCAUCUCCUGUGUUGAUUCUGGCCGUGCUGAUGGUCUGCCUGAUGCCGAUCCGGAAAAUGCGACCCUUGAACGAGUCGCGGAUCAUAUCAUGCAUAUCGGUACUAUCGCGGGCUUCGACCAUGUCGGUCUCGGUAGUGACUUUGAUGGUAUCCCAACCGUACCUCGGGGCCUGGAGGAUGUGUCCAAAUUCCCGGAUCUCAUUGCAGAGCUCCUACGCCGGGGUUUGAGUGAUGAGGAUGCGGCUAAGGUGGCUGGGGGAAAUCUCUUACGCGUGUGGAGAGACGUUGACCAAGUGGCCCUGAAGAUGCAAGCUGAAGGCGCACGUCCCGUGGAGGAUGACUCUCAGAGAAUCUAG
Molecule: messenger RNA, 1362 nt
Organism: Penicillium verhagenii
Lineage: Eukaryota; Fungi; Ascomycota; Eurotiomycetes; Eurotiales; Aspergillaceae
Product: putative dipeptidase
Exons: 3
Coding region: 1-1362 (453 amino acids)
Biological process (GO): proteolysis
Molecular function (GO): metallodipeptidase activity
Source: RefSeq, a predicted model, not a curated record